This is a messenger RNA of Cucurbita maxima (winter squash), 1491 nucleotides long. RefSeq names its product transcription factor HHO3-like. Gene Ontology annotation, biological process: regulation of DNA-templated transcription. Gene Ontology annotation, molecular function: DNA binding; DNA-binding transcription factor activity. The record is from RefSeq and is a predicted model, not a curated record. The coding region runs from base 320 to 1411 and encodes 363 amino acids. The transcript has 4 exons. Lineage: Eukaryota; Viridiplantae; Streptophyta; Magnoliopsida; Cucurbitales; Cucurbitaceae.
UGGGUUAUUGAGAAGGUCCAUGAAAGAACAUAUAUUGGUAACACUACGCGACGGCCCGACCAUGAUAUUUUAGUCUCUGCCUUCUCUGUAUCGCCUCCCAUAAAUUCUCCGUUGAAUUUUCCAAUUCUCUCUGUCUCUCUGUCUCUCUGGUUCUUUGUUUUGUUUGUUAGUUUGACGAUCAUGGAGCUUGAGCACCAAGUUUCUUCCUCCCAAUGAUUCUCUUUUAGAUCCCUUUUUCAAGCCCCAUUGCUCUUUCUCUCUCUCUCUCUCGAUUUCAUUUUCUUUCCCAUUUUCCACCAGAAACAGAGGUGGGAGAAUUAUGGUUUACUCCUACAAAAUGCAAGAAAUUGCAUCAACAAUGGGUUUCACGCUCUCCGAUUUCGCCGAUACUUUGGAACAAGAACGCACCAAAGUUCUAAUGUUUCAGCGCGAGCUCCCUCUCUGUUUGCAGAUCGUUUCCCAUGCCAUUGAUUGCUGCAGGCAGCAGCUAUCGGAGACGACGACGGAGAAUCGUCAAUCCGAGUGCUCCGACCAGACUUCCAGCGACAUGGGUCUUGUUCUUGAGGAGUUCAUUCCGAUUACCAGAAAUGGGGUUUUUGAUUCUGAACAACCACGACACCUCCAUGAAGCUCAAACAGAGAACAACAAGGUUAACGACUCUGAUUUAAACAAUUUGAAUUUGCCUCCCUCCGAUUGGCUCAGAUCUGCUCAGCUUUGGAAUCAGACCUCAGAUCCUUCUACUCUGAGUCAGAACACGAGGGUUGUUGAGGUAAACAGAAAUGGAGGUGCUUUCCAGCCAUUUCAGAAGGAGAAAACCUGUGGUGGCGGAGGGAUGAUGUCGUCGUCUUCAGAUCCGGUUCCGGCUGCGGAGACGGGGUUAGGCGGAAGCAGCCGACGGGAAGAGAAGGAAGCACAGAAUCAGAGGAAACAGAGACGUUGCUGGUCUCCGGAGCUGCACCGGCGGUUCCUUCAUGCGCUUCAGCAGCUCGGAGGCUCCCAUGUGGCGACGCCGAAGCAAAUAAGGGAAUUGAUGAAGGUGGAUGGUCUUACCAACGGCGAAGUCAAAAGUCAUCUACAGAAGUAUCGUCUGCACACCAAAUGUCCGACUCCGACAAUCCACAACAACGAGACCGUCCAACCGCCCCAGUUCCUGGUGGUCGGAGGCAUAUGGGUACCGGCGUCCGACUACGCCACCACUUCCUCCAGAGAAACAGUCAGCGCCGCUACCGCCAACGGAAUAUAUGCACCGGCGGUUGCAACGGCGGCGCCGCAGCCAUUACCCAGUACAGUUCAAAAGCCCAAGCCCAGGCCCAUGAUUCCUUCCUCCUCCUCCGCCGCCGCUGCCGCCGCCGAAUGUAAUUCUUCUACUACAUCUUCCUCUACUCGCACUUCAGUUUCACCUGCUUCUUGAGCUUCGAAGGGUUGAAAUUUUGUUUAUUUUUUCCUUUUUUUCUACACUUUUUGAUGUGUAAAUGUUUUCUUACAACAUUU